CUAUGAUCAGCGUCUGUUUUUGACUUUUGUGUUUUUGUUUUGUUAUUGAUCUGUGAUUCAAAUAGAAAUCUUUUCAAAAACAAAACUUCAAUAAUUCUAUUUUAAUUUGGCCUUUUCGAGAAAAUGCGGUGUUGUGUACCUAGGUGCAAAAAUACAGACAACGGGCCCACAUCAUGCAGACAGAACAUGCCCGAUAGGAUUACUUUUCACAGAUUCCCCAAAGAAAUCAAUCUCCGUGAAGCUUGGCUCAAGGCCCUCGGCAAACUGGACACUGGCCUGCUAGACUCAGCUGUAGUCUGUUCACAGCAUUUUUCAAAUGAUCAGUUUUAUGAGACGGAGAGUGGUGUAAGGCACAUUAUAUCUGGGGCAAUCCCUUCUAAAUUGCAGAUAUCAGGAAAAACUGAAAAUAAUUCUAAGACAGCAUUAGAAGUUGAUGUGAAAGUAGAAGAUUGUCAUGACUCUCUGUUGGUGAAGGAAGAGAUAAAAGAAGAUAAUAAUCAUACAAAAAAUGCAAAGUUUGUAAUACAAACAGAAUUAGAAACUGAUCAGAUUAUAUUGACGGACACUAAUGGUAUGGACUAUGAGAAUGGUAUCUUCAAUUGUACAGAUUGUCCAGAGACAGUUCCCCAUAAACAUGAGUACACUAGGCAUUUGAGCACAAAUUUGGAUGAAGAUAGCGGCGGUGCUGAGACGUCACAAUUACAUGAACCACAAACAGACUCAAGAGUGUCUCGAAAUUCUUCACUGGACUCUGAGCACAGUAGAAAUCGCAGAGUUAGUUACAACCAGUUGGUGUUGUUAUGGCAGUUUUUAAAUUUCCACAAAGACCUUGCGACUACUUAUAACAGGUCUCUGCAGGCCAAGGAGAAGUCCAAAAAAAAAUGGAAACGGCUUGCAGAGAUGCUGAACAGUCAGAGUGAAGGAGCGCACAAGGACUGGAAGGGCUGGUCUAAAUAUUGGGUGGACUAUAAGGCAAAGUUGAAAAAGAAAAUAUGUGUAUUACGAGCCUCGCAACAAAAUAAUGGUUCUGAGCCGCCGCUAUCUGACUUAGACGUCAAGUUCCAACAAAUUUUAGAUUAUGGCCAAAGCCUCCAAACGGUUCGCGCGGAACCUAACCAUGAAAAACAACAAAAUGAAAUCACAGAAGGGGAAUCAAACGAACGUAUGGCUUUCGAAGAGAUCGUCGACUCGACAAACUUUAACGUCCCUUCCCCUUCUUUCUUUCUUCCAUCAAGUCCUUUACACCCAGCCGAAACACCCACAGAAAUCCCUAAUCAAUCUCAAAACCCUUCCCAAUCUCACCCACCCAUCCCUUCCCAACAAAACUCGCGCAUCCCGACCAUUCCCAUUAAACAAACCCCGCAUCGCUCACGCAGUCCAAAUAACUCGCCCUACCCACAUCGCUCACGCAGCCCAAAUCACUCACGCAGUCCACAUAACUCGCCUUUCCCACAUCCUUCACACACCCAAAGCCCCUCUUACACCCAGAGUCCCUCACACACCCAGAGUCCCUCACAUACCCAAAGUCCCUCACAUACCCAGAGUCCCUCACAAACCCAGCGUCCACGUCGCAGACGUAUAAGACGCUCGCCGCCACUGACACAGGAGGCCGCACGACGCGCUCUAGUACAGUCGUCACAACAAAGGGCCGAUGCCGCAGUACGUAGUGCAGCUGCUAUAGAGUCUAUGGGUCGUAGGAUGGAAGACAUGGCACGCUCUAUUAGACGGAUUGAAACGCAUGAAGAUCAGAAACGGGACAAUGACAUUCACCUUACUGCAGAAUUGGAGCAAACUUCAGAAAAUCCAGACAAAGACAGAAAAUCAAAGACAUACAUAGAUAUAGAAGUGCCACCAAUAAACGAAGAUAAUUCAAUCGAAAAAACUGGUGAAAUAUCGUCCGCUAACAGCAAAAAAUGGAACAUUAAUCAAACAAAUACUCUAGUUAAAUUACAUGAUAGCGAAGUCCUUAAAUAUACCAGUUCUUACAGCAGUCCAAAUAUUAAUGAAGAGAACAAAAAUGUCCUUAUAAAAGCAAGAGAAUCCAGUACAAUCCAGCGAAACAUACCAAAACUGUUUCAUAACGAAGUUGAUUCAGUUGAAAAUGUGAAUGUAGCAUUUACAGAGACAUCAGAAAGUUCAAGCACAAAUACUGAAGUUAAUUUUACAUGUAACAUUUGCGGAAAAUUGUUUAAACGAAAACCUUUUUUAGAUGAGCACAUGAAAUCUCACUCUGAAGUCAAAUUGUUUAAUGACAAGAUUCAUAAAAGUGCCACUUCUGAAAAGCAAUAUGCUUGUGACUUAUGCCAGUAUAAAUGUUCACAAUAUUGUAGACUAAAAAAGCACAUGAGAAUUCACUCUGGUGAAAAACCAUAUUCUUGUAAUUUAUGCGACUACAAAUGUAACUACAGCAGUAAUUUAGAUAAGCAUAUGAGAACCCACACAGGAGAAAAGCCGUUUUCUUGCGAGUUCUGCGAGCACAGAUGUUCUACUAGUAGUAAUUUAGAAACUCACAUGAGAAUCCACACUGGGGAAAAGCGUCAUUCUUGUAAGGUAUGUGGCCACAAAUGUGGAACUAAUGCCACAUUAAAAAUCCAUAUGAGAACCCAUACUGGUGAAAAGCCUUAUUCUUGUGAGUUAUGUAAAUUCAAAUUUUCAGGCAGUGGUAGCCUGAUGAGACAUAUGAGAAUGCACACUGGUGAAAAGCCUUUUUCCUGCACGUUAUGCGAGUACAAAUGUUCUACUAGUAGUAAUUUAGACAGUCAUAUGAUAACCCAUACUGGUGAGAAGCCUUUUUCUUGUGACUUUUGCGAAUACAAAUGUGCUCGUAAUAGAUAUUUAAAACUUCAUAUGAGAAAACACACUAACAAAAAGCCUCAUUCUUCUGACUUAUGAGGGUACAAUAAUGUAAAACUAAAGACUCAUUGAAAUUUCGUAUGGAAACUCAUUCUUGUGAAAAUCCUUAUUGUUGUUGGAAUUGUUGCAAAUCGAAAAUAUAAGUUAUGGAUAGUGACCCUGCUUUCUUCAUCCACGGCGGUAGGUUCGAUUCCCACAACUUUUUAUGUUAUUUUACGUAGUAAAAAUGUUUACUUAUUAUUUAUUGAGUUAUCAUGAAAAAAAAUAUUUUAUUGUAAAAACAGAUUUUUUUUAAUUUGAUGAUUAUUUUUACAUUUUUCAUAUUUUCAUUGCUUUAUUACUAGUUUUCAAGUUACCAACUAGACUAAAAUCUCAAAUGUGACAAGUGUUUCAAAGUAUGUAUGUGUUAUUUUAAUCUAGUCUUGUGUGUUUUAUGUUGUAUAUGUAAAUUUUAAAUUAAAAGAUAAAUAAA
This is a messenger RNA of Bicyclus anynana (squinting bush brown), 3325 nucleotides long. Its product is annotated as zinc finger protein 354B. Gene Ontology annotation, biological process: regulation of transcription by RNA polymerase II. NCBI's taxonomy places the organism in Eukaryota, Metazoa, Arthropoda, Insecta, Lepidoptera, Nymphalidae. The record is from RefSeq and is a predicted model, not a curated record. Gene Ontology annotation, molecular function: RNA polymerase II cis-regulatory region sequence-specific DNA binding; DNA-binding transcription factor activity. The transcript is spliced from 9 exons. Bases 124 to 2892 code for a protein of 922 amino acids.